GCGACGGCAAGCUGAUGUGUCAAAAUGCUAUAGCAGAAGAGUGGCGUGGAAAUCAGCAAAUUUAGGUACAGCGCAACUGAACACUAACGUUUUAUAGUAAAUCGGGAUCGGAACACGUUGUAUCUUGCUGGAAUCUGACUGUGACUGUGCUGGCAGCAGUUUCUGUGGAAGAAGAGGUAUUAAUGGCAGCUGCUGCCCUGAAGCUGGGCGAGCAGAAAGGCGAAAAAAUGGGGUUGCCAUGUGAAAAGGAUACAGAUGACAAACCAGCACAGAUUAACCAUGAGGGUGAAGGAGCAACUCAGGAUUCAGGACAAACACCUAGCUCUGAGGUUCCCCCAGGUGUGGAUCAGAAAAACCCGCUUAAUACAGAGGGAACCCAAAAGAAGCAAGAAUCUAAGGCAAAGACGCCCGCCAAAAGGAGAAGAAAGGAAAUCGUUCCACAAACUCCACCACAACAUGACAAUUCAGCAGUCUCUGAUACUUCUGAACUCACUUCUAGUGGCCGGCCCAAGAGGAGAGCUGCUAAAGUUGCUUUAGAUUAUCUCCACAACCUUGCCAAGGAUCUUGGUGCUCCAUCAGAAUCCUCCACGAAAAAUACGUCCAAGUCGGGUGAAGCGGAUGGCGCUGACCAGAAAAAGAAAACGCCAAGAGGGACGAAAAGAAAAACUCCGGCUGAUGAAAGCGACUUGGAUGACGAUGAGGACUUUUCUCCAGGAAACGACGAAGAGGAGGAAGACGACGAAGAAGAUUCUGAGCCAGACUUCAGCUUGACCGUGGAGCGCAGAUUAUCCAGACCAUCCAAACCAUCCAGCAGACCAUCCAGUAGACCAUCCAGCAGACCACCCAGAGGAAAUUAUCAUUGUCUGCUUCCAAACGGACUGGCUAACAAUGUCAUGGAGCCUGUUUGGAACUGUUUUAGUAGGACCAAAAAAUUCCGGGAUGAAAACCUUUCCCCCUGGGUAUUUCCGGAGUGGAUUCCUUCUGCCAAAGAUUGGCAUUUUCUGUCUAACAGUGAGGCUGAAAAAUAUUUACCCCAAGAGAAAGAAUCUGCUUCUUUUACCUUUACGCGGGAAAACAUCAAGGGACAGAUCAAUCUGCAAACAGUGAAGAGGUUUGAAUCAUUGCCACAUCAUUCUGAGCGCUGGGAUGCUCUGUUCUUUGUGGGGGGUCCUGUGCGGUCCUUGGAGUGGUGCCCAUGUCCUGACGGGGCGGCAAAGAGACAGUAUGCCGCCAUCUACUGCCACAAGGGCAUGGACGACGAACACAAAAUCAAUAAGCUACACACAGGUCCUGCCUUACUGCAGCUGUGGGACAUCGGAAACCUUCAGUGCAAAAGCAGGCCCUCAACUGUUCCUCAUCUAGCAUAUGCUUUGGCGUUAGAUGAUGGAUGCAUCUGGAAUAUAAGGUGGUGUCCUGCGGGAGCCUGGGAGCUGCCCUCUACCAGCAGAAAGGCUCCACAAAUGCCUAGAUUAGGGGUUCUAGCAGCAGCUUUUUCUAAUGGAACCAUUGGUGUCUACAGUCUUCCACACCCAGAAGCCCUUGCAGCACACCAUCAGAGUAAAGGAGAAAGCAGCCAAGCACCGCUGAUAUGCCGGGUGAAAAAGGUUCUGACUUUGAAGAUGGGCUCUAACCAGGCAGAUCAUAAAGGUCAAAGUGGUUUGUGCUUUGCUAUGGAUUGGCUCCAUGUCAAACCACAUAACAUCUUGGCUGCUGGCUUCUACGAUGGUCUGGUUGGUUUGUGGGAUCUUGCUAGUAAAUCUACGCUACUCAAAGUCAGGUCUCCAGAUGGAGUUGUGUCUCUCUACCCUUACCACUGUUUCCAUGCUCAUGAUGAAAACAUCCGGACACUGUGCUGGUGCAGAGCCUCAAGCAACUUGUUGGUGACAGUCGGAGAUGACCGCAUGGCUAAAAUGUGGGACGUGAGAAAAACCUACGUGCCUCUUUUGGCUGUAAAGCGCUGCUUGUCCCCUGAAGUUUACUGGCCUCAGUUUUGGAGCGGCAUCCUGAUGGCUCAAGAGUGUUGCUUUGCCACGUUUGGACAACAUGGAGUUCACUAUUUUGAUUCAGGAUACCUUGGAAUCAAGCCUUACUUCGUGUGUCCUAGAAAAGCCACUAUUUGGAGCCUUUCUAUGUCUGAUUGGAUGAAUGCUUUUGCCGUUGCGGACAAUGGAGGAGAUUGUUUAUUUAGUUUGCUUCCUGAAAUGGAUAUCGACCCCAACACUAUCAGACGACGGAAAUAUUCGGUGUAUAGGACGGACAUGGUCCAGUUUGAACCCAGUCACAGGCCUGGAAAUGAGGAACAGGAGGAGGAGGAGGAAGUGGAAAAUAAUGCAAGUAAUCCUAGGAAGGAGCCGCUGAGCUACAAAGGAGCGAUCAGAAAGUACUAUCUCCACUUUCAUGACUUGGACCUGGGGAACUUUGCUAAGUGUGAAAAUCGGCCCAUGAUGAAGCACCUGCAGCAGCAUGAGGUCAAAGGUGUUGCAAAAGUGGACCAGAUGCCACUGAGCGCACUCUACAAGGUCCGUUUUAACCCAAACAUGGAUGCGUAUAAUUGGAUCCUGUCGGGCGGGCAGUCGGGUUUGGUGCGUGUGAACUGUGCACGUGGACUGAGCUGCACUGUGAUGCUCAAGCAGCUGCGUGAAGCUCAAGCCCAGUUCGGUGCCAUGUUCCAGUCUCAGGAGCUCGAUGACUCUGCAACAGCUGUCCGUCACAGCACAGCGGAUACAGUACAAGUGCACUAGUUUCUACCCACACCUUCUCAGCUCUAUCCUGAAAUGAACUGUGCUGUCAUAAAAGGCUGAGAGACUUUUAUUUUUAGAAGACUGAUGACACACUUUUUAUCCUUAACUUAUUUUGAAAGAAGGAAAACUAUUUUGAUACAAGCCUCUGUAUAUUGCUGUUUUUAUAUUUUUGUGUUGUUUUGUUUUUAGUGCUGUACAGAGGGAAAACUUUUGAACUUCUUUGCACCAUUGUGAGGGUCAGACAGAAAGUCUGUUUGUGUUGGUUUUAGUUUAAUAUCAAUAGUUUAAUCUCAAUACGUUGUCCUUUUUCCAAGGUAUGUGCGGAGAAUGAAAUCAUCAGCACUUGUGUAGUACCCGUGUCAUUUACAGGAAGUGUUAUCCUCUGUUUCCUCCUGUUCCAGUUCAGUGCUUUAUUGCAUAGAGGCCCGUUUCGUCAACUGAAUAUGAAAUUAAAAUAGGUAACUGCGACUUUUUACCUCACAAUUCUGACUUUUCUUGCAAAUGCGAGUUUACAUCUCACAAUUCAGACUUUUUUUUUCUUAAGUAUUGUGAGAUAUUAACUCGUAAUUGCAAGCAAAAAGUCAGAAUUGCAUGAUAUAAACUUGCAAUUGCGAGUUAUAAAGUCUGAAUUGUGAGACUUAAAUGAGCAAUUCAGAGAAAUUCAGAUAUAAACUCACAAUUUUGACUUUAUUCUUAGAAAUGCGAGUUUAUACCUCACAAAUGUGACUUUAUAUCUCGCAAUUGUGACACUUUUUCUCAGAAUUGCAAGUUUAUAUCUCACAAAUGUGACUUUUUUUUUUCCUCAGAAUUGAGUUUAUAUCUCACAAUUGUGACACUUUUUCUCAGAAUUGCGAGAUUAUAUCUUGAAAUUGACUAGUUUUUUUCUCAGAAUUGAAAGUUUACGCCUUGCAGUUGACUUUUUCUAAGAAUUGUGAGUUUAUAUCUUGCAAUUGUGACUAUUUUUUACGAAUUGUGAAUUUAUAUCUCGCAAUUCUAACUUUACAACACAGUCGUGAGUUAAGUCAGAAUUGCGAGAUAUAAACUUGCGAUUGUGAGAACAUAUCAGUCUUUUAUUUCCCCUUAAAACUGGACUUUAUAACUUGCAAUUGCAAGUUUAUAUCUCACAAUUAUUUAUUUAUUUAUUUAUUUUUUAGAAUUGUGAGAUACGAACUUGCAAUUGUGAGAAAAAGUCAGAAUUUUGACUUUUCUAUCUCGCAGUUAUUACUUUAUAACUCACAAUUGCAAGUUUAUAUUCCGCAGUUCUGAUUUUAUAACUCGCAUUUGCGAGUUUAAAUCACUCACUUGAGAAAAACCGUCAGAAUUGUGAGAUAAAAAGUCAAUAACAUGUUUUUAUUUGAAUUUUGUAUUUGCUAUUUGCUAGCCUGUUCUCUUAGUUAUCAUAUCAAGAUCUGUUUUUCCCUUUAGUGCUAGCUUUCUUAUUCUGAAUCUUAAUUUUAAAGGAACAGUAACACAUAAAUUAAACGUCAUCAUGAUGUCAUUCCAAAUCCUUAUGACUUUAUUUCUUCUGUGGUUACAGAUUCUCUAAAUGUAUAAGUUUGUGGCCUCAUCUACAUAUAUUCAAAUAUUGGGCCUUUGAAUAUAGUAUGUUAGUUCUGAUGUCAUUGCAACUGACCAAUCAUUGACGACUACAUAUCCAAUCACAGUGCGGCAUUGCGAAUAAGAUGAGAAGAUUAUUAUUAACCUUAAUUUGGGCCUGUUUCUGUUCAUAUGGAGCAAGUACUAUAGUGAAAUAUUUGCAUUCUGUGGAUUUUCUUGUUUAUGUAAGUUAUUUUCUAAAAUUUUGGUCAUUUUGAAGCUUUAGAGGCCAGAUUCCUAUUCACUUUCUUUAUAUGGAAAGGAGAGUCUGUUACAUUCAUGAACACGUCUCCUUUUGUGCUCCACAGAAGGAAUAAAGUCAUACAGGUAUGGAAAAACAUGAGGGUAUGUAGACAAAAUGUUGUCCAUUUUUGUUAUUAUUCCUACCCAUUUCAAGUUAUUACCUCUUUUCCGCCUUGUACGUUCUUCUUACUCAGGUCUAGCCAGAGUUGUAAGGGCAUCGUGGACUCUGCUGAUAAUUGCAGCCUGCAUGUGAGUUAAUGUUGUCCCUGAACCAAUAGCACUCUGACGUUAAGAUCAGAUGCGCCUUGAUAUCCGCCUCAUAAUUCAUGACCUCAAUUUUGUCUGAGUGAAUAUAAUUGACUCCGGUGAUGAGAAUCUGGAGAGGUGCCAGUCAGAUUAAUGCUGCUGUGGUCUGUCAGAUUAGAUUAAAUAAGGAAGCUUAUUAUAAUGGAUUUCAAUUCAGUGUGUUUUCAUUCUCACUGUGAGGCUUGGGAUGUGUUUAGUAGUUUUUGGCUCUUUUAUUAGUAAAUAUUCAUGUUUUGUAAAUUAUAUUUCUUUUGUACUGUUUACUAGAUUGUUUACAGCUACAGAAAAGUGUAAUUUUGUUUCUUCGUCAUCAUUUUAGAUAAACUGCAUAUUUAUCACUCAUUAGAACAUGGUGUAGUUAUUCUUGUGAGAGACACUGCAAACAUUUGAUUUGCAUGAUUUUAUUACAGAUUACAAAAAUCAUACACAUUAUGUAACAGAUAUAAAAUUAAAAGCAUGUAAAAUCAUUAAUUUCUGGUUAUAUAGUGGCUUUAUGUGGUCACAUAAAGGAUAAAACAUUUACACACAGACUUUUAUAGACGGAUAAGUUUAUACAAGAAGCAAAUUUAUAUACUGUACACUUACACAAAUCUGAGGCACGACGAAAAUAAUCAUGUCGAUUAUUUACAGUUUCCACAGAACAACAUUAAUGUCUUUCACUUCAUGACACAAAAUGCAAUGUCAAAAACAUGACCGGUGAUGUACCAUCUCACACUCUGCUAUCAGUUUUGAAGCUUUCAUUAGGUUGAGUGCACCUGCAUCUGAAAUUGAUUCUGGAUUAAUCAUAUGACGCUGUGUGUACAAUAUUCAGACUAAGCCUCUAACAGAUUCUAGCA
This is a messenger RNA of Labeo rohita (rohu), 5722 nucleotides long. RefSeq names its product general transcription factor IIIC, polypeptide 2, beta (gene gtf3c2). The record is from RefSeq and is a predicted model, not a curated record. The transcript is spliced from 19 exons. The coding region runs from base 183 to 2741 and encodes 852 amino acids. Gene Ontology annotation, molecular function: protein binding. Gene Ontology annotation, biological process: transcription by RNA polymerase III. Lineage: Eukaryota; Metazoa; Chordata; Actinopteri; Cypriniformes; Cyprinidae. Gene Ontology annotation, cellular component: transcription factor TFIIIC complex.